GUUAGGUAGCACCGCGCCGCACAGCCUGUCCUGUCUCCGUAGAUUUUUUUUUCUCCUUUGGAUUAUAACAGAGCGGCAGAGAAUGGGUUAAGGAGCGGGGGGUCUGGAUUCCUCCUCUCCUGAUCGCCAUGACGAACAAAUGAACUCUCGGGGAAUGAAAUUUAAAUUCCAUAAAGGAGAAAAAGUUCUCUGCUUUGAACCGGACCCGUCCAAGGCCAAAGUGCUGUAUGAUGCAAAGGUCGUGGAUAUUGUAGUGGGAAAAGAUGAGAAGGGAAAGAGGAUCCCGAAAUAUCUGAUUCACUUCAACGGCUGGAAUCGAAGCUGGGAUCGCUGGGCUGCAGAAGAUCAUGUGCUCCGAGAUUCCGAGGACAACCGCAAGUUGCAGCGUAAACUGGCUCGGAAAGCUUUGGCUCGCAUGAGGAGAAAAGGAUGGAGGAAGCGACGGUGUCGUUUGCCUGGUGUUAACUCUGUGUUAAAAAGUUUACCUGAAGACGAAAACGAAGAGAGCGAUGAGCCGUUGAUUUCAUCAUCUGAAGACGGCGACGAGGACAAUUCCGACCCAGAGACUAUAAAAAGUGAGAGCGAGUCGUCUGAGGAUUUAGAUGAAAUGAAAGAAGAGCAGGAAGCCCAUGCAAAAAGGGAGAGUGAGGAGAAGAGCAUCGCAAUCAACAUCGACAUCCCUGACGUCCUGAAGAAGAAGCUGGAGGACGACUGUUACUACAUCAACAAGAGGAAAAAGCUGGUGAAGCUGCCGUGCCAGAUGAACAUAGUGAACAUCCUCGAGUCGUACGUUAAACACUUCACUAUAAACGCUGCUUUUUCUGCCAAUGAGCGCUUCCGCCAUCCUCAGAGCUCCACACAGUCCAACAUGAGUCCGCACUACGUACCACCUGAGAAAAACGAGGAGCUCUGUAAGGAAAUGGUGGACGGCUUGAGAAUCACCUUCGACUUCACCUUACCCAUGAUCCUCCUGUAUCCCAACGAGCAGGCCCAAUUCAAGAAGGUCAGCUCGUCCAAGUUCUUCCAGCCAAUCGGAGAAAGUGCAGGAUGCUCUACGAGGUCUCUCGGCGAGCGCUCCCCAAGUCCAGGCCUGAACCCAUCCACACCUCAGUCUACAGACGGCCACUCGGCUCACAACGAACCCUCCGUCUCGCCCGUCAUCGCGGCGACGACACCAAAACGCCGCCGCUGCACUAACCCCGAUACCGACAACACGCACUCAUUGAGACGCUCCACACGCAACACCUCCGGAGGAGAGAAGAGUACAGAGGGAGGAGGAGGAGGAGGCGGCAGCAGUAACACAUCACCUCAACCCAAACGCAGACACGCUGAAGUACCGACUCCACUGCCCAAGUUCUUCCUCAACCUGGAGAAGAGAACACCAGUCCACAGUGGCUCGUCCUCUCCCUUACCCCUCACGCCGAGUAAAGACGGCAGUGGUGUGUUUUCAGGGCUCGAGAGUCGCAGGAACAAUGAACUGAACGAGGUGCUGAGUUGGCGUCUGACGCCUGAUAACUACCCCCUGAGCGAUCAGCCUCCACCUCCGUCCUACCUGUACGGCUCACAGCAUCUCCUCCGCCUGUUCGUGAAGCUUCCUGAGAUCCUUGGGAAGAUGCACAUGCCUGAGAAGAACCUAAGGGCCUUAGUGAAGCACUUGGAGCUUUUUCUCAGGUUUUUGGCCGAGUUUCAUGAAGACUUCUUUCCCGAGGCUGCGUACGUGUCUGCCACUGAAGCGCAUUACUGUAUGAAACAGCCGAGGCCCGUCUGCUGAGACUGAAUUAUUUCCUCUCUUGUCCUUCCUGACAUCCCCAAUCCUUUCACUUUUUGACUCAAGUCCGGAGCUUGCUUUGUCCAAUUUCAUCUCUCUCAGAGACCUCGGUGUGCAUUUCUUUAACAUUACCUUUAUUGUCAUUCUUUGGGGCACGGAGACUCCAGAAAGGCUGUUUUCAUCCCGCGUUUCAGCUUGCUUCUGUGGAUAGUUGGAAGUCGCUACACGUUGUCCUUUUUCUUUAAGCAAAAUGCUUUUUGACUUUAUCUUCCCCAGACCUCCUUGCUGUUGAGCCAGGUUUCUUGCUUUUCCUUCCCUCUUUGCAACUAAAGCAACAAAAUAACUUGAUUUGAUCCAUGGAAUUGGUCAGUUUGCUACAUUGUUUUUUUCCCACAAGCUGGGAUUGUUAAUAAAUAACACAACACAAAGGCAAGUGUUUUCUUUCUUUUUUUUUUCUUUCCUCCCCCGUCUCUAUGCUAAACCAGUUCUUAGCAUAGAAUUUCCAAAAAAGUUACCAUUUAAAAAAAAAAAAAACAAUUUGAACAGUGGAUUAUCCUGUUUUUGAAUGCUAUAUUUAAUAAAAAUUGGACUGUUUUGCAUAAUACGUUCAAACCAUUGAAUAUAUCAGUCCAGAUAAGUACUUUAAAGGCACAUCUUAUUAAAAUGCGAUGUUCUACAGUUAUGAACCAGAGAGAAAGCUUUGGUGCCUCAGUGGCUGACUUUCAGUCAUUCUGUGCUAUACUUUGAAGGAAUAAGAUCUUACCUUGCAAAAAGACUGAACCAGGCACAUAAACUCUAUCCGUGAAACACAUGAGCACAAAAUCUGUUGUAUUCUUUCUAAGGUCUAUUGUCUUAUAUUUAUGAAGUUUCACAGAGUAACAGCCCUGAUCUAGCAUCAGUUCCUUUCCCUUGAUGGACCAUAAAUAAAAAAUGAAAAUGAUCUUAGAUCAGCCAUCUUUUCCCGUGUUGUGUGUAGAGCCUUUAUAAAUACAGUACGACAUAUAGUCUCGUGUGUUGUCAUUCUCAAAGGGCAAAUCCACAUGCCAGUUAAGCUCCUGUUUGUUAAUAUAAAUCCAUAACUUGAAGUGAACAUGAUUUUUUUUUUUUUGAAAUGAUGUAUAUUUUACAAUUUGUCCAGUGUACAUUUUUUUGCUCUCUGUUGUGAAUUUCCUGCCUUUUUGUAUAAUAAACCACUGCAAAAUA
Clarias gariepinus (North African catfish) is the source of this 2971-nucleotide messenger RNA. RefSeq names its product male-specific lethal 3 homolog. Lineage: Eukaryota; Metazoa; Chordata; Actinopteri; Siluriformes; Clariidae. Gene Ontology annotation, cellular component: MSL complex; NuA4 histone acetyltransferase complex; nucleus. Gene Ontology annotation, biological process: regulation of DNA-templated transcription; chromatin organization. The record is from RefSeq and is a predicted model, not a curated record. The transcript is spliced from 13 exons. The coding region runs from base 140 to 1771 and encodes 543 amino acids.